Messenger RNA from Xyrauchen texanus (razorback sucker), 818 nucleotides. RefSeq names its product dnaJ homolog subfamily B member 13-like. NCBI's taxonomy places the organism in Eukaryota, Metazoa, Chordata, Actinopteri, Cypriniformes, Catostomidae. Gene Ontology annotation, cellular component: cytosol. Bases 93 to 818 code for a protein of 241 amino acids. The transcript is spliced from 6 exons. Gene Ontology annotation, molecular function: protein-folding chaperone binding. The record is from RefSeq and is a predicted model, not a curated record.
GGCAGAGGUUCAUGCUAACGGAAUCAAGUUCAUUGUAUUUGUACCUUUCUAAGGUUAGAGUUAAAAUAUAAAGUUAGUUUAACAGUUCGGUGAUGGGAAAAGACUAUUACGAAGUCUUGGAAAUAAAUCGCAGUGCCACUGAUGCUGACAUUAAUAAGGCGUACCGGCGGCUCGCGUUGAAGCAUCAUCCGCGCAGCAGCAGUCACGCGCGCGCCGCCGAGCGCUUCACUUUGCUCGCGGAGGCGUUUGACGUGUUGAGCGACCCACGUAAAAAGGCCACUUAUGAUAAAUUUGGAAAGGAGGGGUUAAAAGGAGGUAUCCCAUCUGAGUUGGGUGCUAAUGGCGCCUGGGCAUCAGGAUAUGUCUACCAUGGAAAUGCAGAUGAAACAUUCCGACAGUUUUUUGGAGGAGACAACCCGUUUGCAGAUUUCUUCACCAAAGAUGGCAGUGAGGUAAACACAGCUUUUGAGAGCUUGCGUGGACUAAAGGAAAAAAUACAAGAUCCACCAAUAGAGAGAGACCUUCAUUUAGCCUUAGAGGACCUUUACUAUGGAUGCACCAAAAAAAUUAAAAUAUCACGAAGGGUCAUGAAUGAUGACGGACACACAUCCAGCAUAAGAGACAAAAUUUUAACCUUCAUUGUGAAAGCAGGAUGGAAUGAAGGAACACGAAUCACAUUUCCGAGAGAGGGGGACCAGGGACCAAACAACAUCCCAGCAGAUAUAGUUUUCAUCAUACGACAAAAGCAACACCCACGCUUUGUCCGUCAAAAUGAUGAUUUGUACUACACAGCACAAAUCUCUCUCGAGAAGGUGUGA